UCAUCGAUUAAUGACAAUCAUGCUCUGUCCAUCCACUCCAUAACAGCUGUGGAGUGCCAGAGCAAGUGAUUCUCCUCUCUAGUCCUGAGCUUCUGUUUUGAGUAACUGCUGAUGUGUCUUUUCCUUCAGAUGAUGCAUGCUGAUGAUGAUAGCAUUAAAUUAGCCAGAGAAGGAACGACACAUCUGGUUGCACAAAACACAUUUUCUAAGCAUGUGCAGAUGUUUAUUGUUUUCAUCUCGGCCUCGUCCUCGAAUAACACACACGAAAACGAGCAUUUGUAGGAAGUAAACAAAGUAGCAGGUCAGCGAACGGUACCGCUGCGCGCGCAUUUACAUUUUUACGACGGAAGUGCAACGGCUGAAACCCGGAGGAAAGCGACAACGGGAGUGAAAACGAAGCGGAAUUAGUCAAUGAGAGGGAGGAGAGAGCGAGAGAGAAGGAGUGUGUGCGACAGCCGACAGGGAGGCUGCAGGACGCUGGGGCCGAGGUGGACGUGGCGGGGCCGGCAGGGGUUUGAUGUGGGUUCCGCUUAUGGCGCGUUGACGGCCGCAAAAAAAGCAAUGAACAGGUGGUGAUGAGAGCGUGCAUGAACCGCGCAAGUCAUGCAACUCACCACGUACGCUCUUCUAUCGCUGCGAGCCUUUUGCAUUGUUAUGCAAAGGUGAACGAGUCUAUGUUUGCGUUCAGAAGUUGCAGCUGGCUCAACUUUCCUUCAGCGGAUCGUUCAGUUGGCUGAUGCAGCGACGUUCAGCUACAAACAAGAUGGCCACUGGCUCGCGCACGCUGAAGCUGUGGCAUUUUUACCCUCCUGCCUUUGAGCCAGGGGAAUCACCGUUGUUCCUAACCCAGGCCAGAGGUUGUCAAAGGUGACAAUCCGCACUCAGGAACCCCGCUUUUAUCUGUGUGAAAGUAAGGUAUAAUACUCAUAACAGACGCUUCGGUCAGGCGGUGGAGUAGUUUCCACCAGGAUGGCAGAGUUGGAGACAGAAUGCAUCACUUUAGGACUAAACAAUUUGGUGUCUGAGUGCGGCACGCCGCCGCCCCUUGACCCUUUACAAGCAGAGUGCACCACGCCAACCCUGACUAUGCUGUCGUCAGAAUGUAGCACGCCAACGCUUAGCUCGCUGGCCUCCGAGAUCGUGGAGCCCAUGGCUAUGCUGCCAUGCAUCAAAAGCGAGCCCGACCUCGACCCCAUCUGCACGGUGGACCUGUCCGUGAUCCAACCCCUGAGCACGGCCGAGCUGGGCUCUGAACAGAUCAAGAUGGAGAUUAGCGGCCUGGACUACAUCAAAUCGGAGCACCACAGUGACCUCCAUUCCUUCCACAGCACGGAGCUGGACUCCUACAAGUCACACUACGAACCCAGUCUGGUGUUCGACUACAUCACUCAUGUCUCGGACAGCUUGGAGUACAUCAAGUCGGAGCAACAUUCGGACCUCCACAGCUACUAUGCCAGCGAGCUCGGCGCCAUCAAGACCGAGUACGAGCCCAACCUCAUGUCCAGCCACAUCAAGACCGAGAUGAACGGUUUGGAGUCCAUUCACAUGGCAGAGCUACGCACCGAACUCAACAAGCUCCGGCCCGAAACCGUAAUCGACAGCAUGGGUAAAAUGGACUCGGAUUUCCAAUCGGGAAACCUUUACGAACUGACGUCCGUCCAGGCGAGCAAAGCAACUGCCGCACACAACCAAACCAGCACAAAAGGCCAUGCGCCGACUCCACGCAAACCUCGCAACCUCACAGGUGAGAAGCCAUUCUCCUGCACUCAGUGCGGGAAGAACUUCAGCACCCUGGGUAACCUGAAAACUCACCAACGCAUCCAUACCGGUGAGAGGCCUUACACCUGCUCCCAGUGUGGGAAGAGCUUCGGGCAGGCCGGUAACUUGAAAAGGCACCAGCUCAUCCACACGGGCCAAAAACCUUACACUUGCGCGCACUGCCCGAAGGGUUUCACCAAAGCGGACGAUCUCCGCUCGCACCAGCGUCUGCACACGGGCGAGAAGCCGUUCAGUUGCGCCGAGUGCGGUAAGAGCUUUGGUCAAACGAAGGAACUCAAAGCCCACCAGUUGAGCCACACAGGAGAGCGGCCCUUCUGCUGUUCGCUGUGCGGCAAGAGCUUCACUAAAGAGUCAAGUUACCGCAAUCACCAGCAAAUCCACACAGGUGAGAAGCCUUACAGCUGCUCCCAGUGUGGCAAAACUUUCAGCAAUUCAGGGGUCCUCAGAACACACGAGAAGAUUCACUCCGGGGAAAAACCGUUCGGCUGCACCCAGUGUGGCAAAAGUUUCGGUCGCUUGGGACAUCUUAAAGCACACCAGCAAAUUCACACGGGCGAACGGCCGUACGCUUGCCAGCAGUGUGGGAAGAAUUUCAGCCAAUCAGGUCAUCUCAAAGCACACGAGCAGAUUCACAAAAGAGAACGGCCCGAUCUUAGCAGUGGCAGCAGUGGCAGUAACGAUAGUAGCUAAAAGAAACCUCAUUACGUCUCAAAAGUAUUACUCUUUUUUUUUUUUUUUUUCUGUUUUUCUUUUUUAUAAAAGCUACAAUAUAUAUAAAUAUAUUAUAAAAUAUAUAUGUUUCAUUAUGUUUUCAUACCUUACGUCUCCUCUUCUUAAUAUCUUCUUUUGGGUACAGUUGUGACUGAUUUUCUCUUAUGAAAGUGUCUAUGUUUGGGAUCAGUGAGCUUACAGAGAGUCUUUGUAUCUUGUCUGAUCUGUGUCGUAGUGAGUGCCAUUCUAGUUUCUUCCCUCCAGUAAAAUACUCAGUGUACACGUUUAUUGCUAAUAUGUAAUUCUUAAACCAUGUACUGGAAUGAAUUAUUAAAGAAACUAAUGUAAAAAACAA
This is a messenger RNA of Cyprinus carpio (common carp), 2845 nucleotides long. RefSeq lists its product as uncharacterized. Gene Ontology annotation, biological process: regulation of transcription by RNA polymerase II. Gene Ontology annotation, molecular function: RNA polymerase II cis-regulatory region sequence-specific DNA binding; DNA-binding transcription factor activity. The record is from RefSeq and is a predicted model, not a curated record. Lineage: Eukaryota; Metazoa; Chordata; Actinopteri; Cypriniformes; Cyprinidae.